Messenger RNA from Trichomycterus rosablanca, 691 nucleotides. It is a transcript of the gene cdab, whose product is annotated as cytidine deaminase b. Lineage: Eukaryota; Metazoa; Chordata; Actinopteri; Siluriformes; Trichomycteridae. The transcript is spliced from 4 exons. The record is from RefSeq and is a predicted model, not a curated record. The coding region runs from base 70 to 654 and encodes 194 amino acids. Gene Ontology annotation, cellular component: cytosol. Gene Ontology annotation, molecular function: zinc ion binding; cytidine deaminase activity.
AGGGGGAAUGUGGGGGGUGGAGUGAGAGGAAAGAAGGUCCUAGAACAGGGAUUGGCUGCAUGUCAACUAAUGAAAAUAUCAGAUCAAAACAGGUUAAAGAGGGAUAUUGGAGGGCUACAUUGGAAUCACACAGACAUACAUUUACAUAUACAGACACAGAGUGAAAUGGAAAACCCAAACGUGAGAUCUGAGGUGCUUAAUGGGGCGACAAAGAGCCCGACAGUGAACAAGGUAACAGGGCUGAUCCAGCUGUCUCUGGAGGCUAAAGAUUUUGCCUAUUGCCCAUACAGCAACUUCAGAGUUGGGGCUGCUCUCCUGGCCCAUGAUGGGACGGUAUUUACAGGUUGCAAUGUUGAAAAUGCCUGCUACAACCUGGGAAUCUGUGCAGAGAGGAUUGCCAUCUCAAAGGCCAUCUCAGAAGGCUACAGAGAUUUUAAAGCCAUUGCAAUAGCCAGUGAUCUGAGUGAACACUUCAUCUCCCCGUGUGGAGCUUGUCGGCAGGUCAUGAGGGAAUUUGGUGGCAGCUGGAUGGUGUAUCUUUCCAAGCCGGAUAUGUCCUACGUGGAGAUGACUGUUGAAGAGCUGCUUCCCGAGUCUUUUAGUCCUGAGGAUCUAAAAAAGAAGAGGGUGCCUUCCAUUCCAAACGAAUGUUAAGCUUAUUUAAUAAAUGUGAUGUCUUUAUUUUUCUAAA